Pestalotiopsis fici W106-1 is the source of this 1299-nucleotide messenger RNA. RefSeq lists its product as uncharacterized. Bases 1 to 1299 code for a protein of 432 amino acids. The record is from RefSeq and is a predicted model, not a curated record. Gene Ontology annotation, molecular function: FAD binding. NCBI's taxonomy places the organism in Eukaryota, Fungi, Ascomycota, Sordariomycetes, Amphisphaeriales, Sporocadaceae. The transcript has 2 exons.
AUGGCGCCGAUGAAAGUUCUCAUAGUGGGUGGUGGCAUCGCUGGCCCAGCGCUUGCCCACUGGCUGUCACGCAUUGGAGCCAAUAUUACCCUUAUUGAGCGCUCACCAGAGAAACGAGCGUCUGGACAACAGUUGGAUUUACGUGCCCAAGGUAUUCCAGUAAUGAAAAAGAUGGGUAUAGAAGCGGCUAUACGCGCAGCCUCUGUCCCUGAAAAAGGCAUGCAAGUUGUCGACAAUGAAGGCCGGGUUAAAUUCCAGUUUCCAGUCGGCAAGCCCGGCUCCGGGAAACAGUUCUUUACCUCCGAGUUUGAAAUAAUGCGUCGCGACUUCGUUCAGAUCCUCUACGGGCUGACCGAGAACCAGCCAAACGUACAGCAUCUCUACAACACGACCGUGACAGAUUUUACACAAGACGACGAAUCUGAUCCCAAUGGCAAAGUGCACGUCACUUUUGGCGAUGGGCGCAAGGAGGAUUUUGACCUGGUGGUCGCUGCCGAUGGGACUGGUUCUAGGACACGCAAGAUUAUGCUGGGACCCGAUGCACCAGACCCUCGCCAUCGCCUGGGAGGCAACAUUGCCUUCUUUAGCAUCCCAUCAGACCCCAGUGACUCGGACUGGUUUACGGGCACCUUUUUGCCAGGCUCAACUACCCGGGCCAUUGGAACGAGAAAGGAUUGUCCAGAACUGACUCGUGUAUACAUGAUCUCGCGCGGCAAUGUCAAGGAGCUCGACGAGGCCCACAAGUCCGGGGACCUGGCGGCGCUCAAGAAAGCCUGGGCUGAUUUAUAUGAAGACGGUGGAUGGCAGUGCGCCCGAUUCACCAAUGCCCUGCGGAACGCACCCGAGGCAGACGACCUCUACUCGACGCCGCAAGAGGAAAUCAGGCUUCCCGAGGGGUCGUGGUCCAAGGGAAGAGUCGUCCUACUGGGAGAUGCUGCACACAGCCAGACUGCCAAUGGCUUCGGUACGACGUGGGGUAUAGUCGCGGCCUAUGUGCUCGCCGGCGAGAUUGCAUCGCUGCUGGCGACAAACAGCAGCUCGCCUCCGACAGCCGCCGUGGUACAAGGGGCCAAGAAUUACGAAAAGCUGUUUCGCCCCGUGUCGACGGCAGGGCACAACAAGAGCCAAUGGCCGGAGAAUUUCCUCAUGCCAAAGUCACGUUUCAUGAUCUCCAUUAUGUUUUUCAUUGGCCAAGUAAUAUCAUAUUUCGGGUUGCACCAAAUGCUUGACCUGGAAGGCGAACAGGGAAAGUGGCAGCUGCCAGAAUAUCCCGCGUUGGACAAGGGCCAUUUGUGGUGA